Coccidioides immitis RS is the source of this 1564-nucleotide messenger RNA. RefSeq lists its product as uncharacterized. Lineage: Eukaryota; Fungi; Ascomycota; Eurotiomycetes; Onygenales; Onygenaceae. The transcript has a single exon. The coding region runs from base 559 to 1434 and encodes 291 amino acids. The record is from RefSeq and is a predicted model, not a curated record.
UUUGGCUAUCGGCUAAAUGCACCGAGUAGACUUGAGGAAGUCCGUAACCGUCGCCGUCAAGCUCAAUGGGAUUUUCGAACCUGGAUUGCUGAAGCAGAAUAGCUCUGGCUGGGUCUUGGAAUUAUUUAUCACCGCGUUCUCUGUAUGGAUCCGAAAACGAGGAGCUGUCGGGGGUCGAAAGCAGACGCCCGUCAGCGUGUCCAGCUGCAGCAGCGCAUCCGAAGCCCACGCCUCCUCGGCAUUUGGGAUUUGCGAUCCUAGCUGCCUGCAACGCAGACAGUCCAGUGCUCUGCUCUUUCCGAAAUAUAGGGCGUACCUUCGACACGCGCCAUCGCUGGCCAUUGUCGAUGGUCGUGUUCCAUCUCUUUCGGCUUUUCAUGCUGGUGUCCUAAGACAUCAAGGAUUUCACUCGUUUGUCCUGCAUUUCACCCUAUUCAUGCCUCCGUUAACUCCAUAUCUAUAUUGUCAUUCGCUAACCGCCAUGUAACUGUGAUAUCCUAUUGCCUGUUAUUUCUCCCUCCCCGAAACAAGGGAUCUUGAUUGUUGGUCACUAGCUCCAUGGAUUCUGUGCAAUAUAACCCUCUUAACCCCAGCCUGCACCUUUCUCGAGGUACCAUUCCGUUGAACGCACGGGCCAGAUAUUCUGAGGCCCAUAUCGACCGACCCCCAUGUCCUUUCGGAGACCCGUCUCCUCGACAUGCGCCCGAUAGCGAUCCCCUGGCAUCGCCCACGGUCUCCGGAAUGAAUACGGUUACCUUUAGAUCAGAGCCGUCCGAGACAAUCAUAAAUAUCCGCCAUUAUGCAGCUCAAGAUCUAGCCACAUGCCGCAAAAUCAUCGUUAUGCUCGAAUUGACCCGAAUGCGCAAAGCUCGAAAAGGCAUAGGACAUUGGAUUCUUUUCUGGAGACAGAUCUACGACCCGGGCCUUGCCCAAGCAAUGACCAGAGCCGUUACUCUCGUGUUUCUAGAAGUAGAGCAACUUUUCCGUACAAUGGCACAACAAAUGUGUUUCAUAACCCGCAAUGUUGGCAAGCGAAUGGCACAUUUGCGAACUAUCCACGAAGCGAGAACCAUAUGGCGCCAGCUGGAACAGCAAAUCAUCUGGUUUAGAAAGAUAAGACGAUCUUGCGCGCAGAUUCUCUUUGAUAAAUUGAGACGUGGCCUGGAGAACAUCCCCGUCGAUGUUCCCGAUCACCUUUUCGAUGACGUGAAACGAGGUAUUUUUGCACUUGAUCCUUUCGGCGACUAUCAUCCAGGAGACUCCAUGGCCGAAGAAUGGGAUAAACACGCUGUCGGGAAAGAGUAUGCAGAAGUCUAUCUCAGGCAGCAGCCAGAUCUGCCUUCCAGGCCGGGGUUCAACGGUGAAUUCCAAGGAGCUCUCCAUGCGGCAUCCACGGGGCUUGAUUGGUUCAGCAACGAUGUUGGAAUGACGUGAAUAUUCGCCGGAGCAAUUGGGAUGAUUCAAUGGGUGAAUGCACAAAUGCCGACGGAUUACUCGAUGCCUCUUCAUUUUCGGUAAUUAUGGAUCAUAUUUGGAGAAACGUUGAUAUUUCAAGACAGGGAAA